GAACCAGGUAAUGGGUCCUCUUCUUCACGGGCCGGUUCCACCUCGAUCCAUCCUCUGUUCGGUGGCGGUGCGUGCCGUUGGCCGGGGUGUGAGCGUGUGUUCGAUGAGUUCGAAGACUUCUACAGCCAUCUGCAUUCGGACCACAUCAACGGUGACUACUCUGCUGCUCAGGCUCGCAUCCAGAUGGAAGUGGUCUGUCAGCUGCAUCUACAGCUGCAAAAGGAACGCGAUCGACUACAGGCAAUGAUACUGCAUCUGAACAAGAAGAACGAGAUGCUCCGUACACCGGCCGCCUUGUUCGGUGGUUCCUUUCUGUCGCAGCUGCCCGCGAUACCUCCGCUACCGGCCACCGCAUCCCAAACCGCUACCGUACCGCCAUCCGUCACUGGUCCGUUCGAUCUGAUCGCCGGUUUGCGUUUUCCGGCCGAACUAGCCGCUGAUAUGGUGCAGGGUGCGUUUGCGGCACGUCUACCCCACCAGCAGCAUCACGUGGGGAUUGGGUCUUCUGCAGGAUCGGUACAUCACCAUCUACACCAUCAUCAUGGUCCACAGCAGCAGCAGCAGCAGCAACAGCAGCAACACCAACACCAGCAACAAUCGUCAUUACAUUCGCUGUCACCACCUGUACCGGGUACGCAUCACGGCGCGGGACCCAUGCCCACAUCCGGGCAGGGUGGCGGUACAGGGAAAUCCUCCAAAGGUGGGGGAGCUGUGCGACCAAAGUAUUUUUCCCCGCAGGACAGCGAUGAGCUUAACUAUCCAGAUGUGCAGGACGAUGUGCACAAGAAUAGGGAGUUCUAUCGCAGCCACGAUGUACGGCCACCAUUCACGUAUGCGUCCCUCAUCCGUCAGGCCAUCAUCGAAUCUCCCGAGAAGCAACUAACGCUGAACGAAAUCUACAACUGGUUCCAGAAUACGUUCUGCUACUUCCGGCGUAAUGCCGCUACCUGGAAGAACGCCGUACGGCACAACCUGUCGCUGCACAAGUGUUUCAUGCGGGUGGAGAACAUUAAAGGUGCCGUAUGGACGGUGAACGAAGCAGAGUUUUGUAAACGCCGCCCUCAAAAACUUGGCAUCAUGCAGUUUAAGUUCCAGCAGCAGCAACAGCAGCAACAGCAUCAUCAACACCAUCCAAACACGUCGCAAUCCGGUGGAGGGCAUCAUCAGGGCAAGAAGAAGCAGACACCCCCUGCAGCGGCACUACCCGCAUCACCUGCCUCUCCACAGCAUCCGACUCACCACUCGCUGCCGGGAUCUCCUCGUGCCGGCACGUCAGUCGGAGCGGCCAUUGUGGCCAGUGUUGCCAACACGCUCAAGCCACCGCCACCGCCAUUCUUCUACAAACGAACGCAAUCCGCACCAACCUGUCGCUGCACAAGUGCUUCGUACGUUACGAGGACGAUUUCGGUUCGUUCUGGAUGGUGGACGAUCACGAGUUUCUCAAGCGGCGCCAUCUAUCACGUGGCCGACCCCGGAAGUACGACAUCUCGAUGCCACCGCUUACCGAUCCAACCACCGGUGCUCCGGUGUCCUCCCGUCCACCUGCAACCACCUCCACCGAACCACCGUCCGGUGGUGAGCAUGAGCUGCACCACGACGACACCAUGGCGGCCGGUGGUGGAACUGUAGAGAUUGGGUACGGCGGACCGGAGUACACCGGUGGCCACUGUACCGGGGUCGGCGAGACGGGUGGCAGUAAUGGUAGGGCGGCCGUACCCGGACCAGUUAGUGAGAAAGAGCUCCACACCAUAUCCUCCAGACGUUCGGCAGGGACUAAGAAGUCCGACUACAGUAGACGGUAAACGAAGCCACGCAUACUUCUACCGAGGGGGAAAUUACACGGGCUCAUCAACAUCGGUUCAUAGUCUGGUGGACGGGUAA
This is a messenger RNA of Anopheles maculipalpis, 1881 nucleotides long. RefSeq names its product forkhead box protein K2 (gene FoxP). Gene Ontology annotation, molecular function: DNA-binding transcription factor activity, RNA polymerase II-specific; RNA polymerase II cis-regulatory region sequence-specific DNA binding. The record is from RefSeq and is a predicted model, not a curated record. Gene Ontology annotation, biological process: regulation of transcription by RNA polymerase II. Gene Ontology annotation, cellular component: nucleus. Lineage: Eukaryota; Metazoa; Arthropoda; Insecta; Diptera; Culicidae. The transcript is spliced from 7 exons.